AUGAGCGCGUCGACGCGGACGCCCGACGCGGAGGGAGCGAGCGAGGCGCUCGAUCGCGUCGUGUUGAGGUACCUGGCGAAACGUGGGUACAAAUCAGCGGCUGGAGUCUUGCGAGCCGAGGCGGGGUUGGCGCAGACGGUGAGCGAGGACGAUUAUAAGACGGGGAUGUCGCUCGCGAGCGCGAUGGGGGCGGACGCGGCGCUGAGCGAUCACUUGUUGUGGCGAAGCGAGCAAGAGAGCGAUCCGAGGUUCGCGAUCGCGGCGUACGCGAAACUGCGAGAUUGGGCGCACGGGAGCCUGGAGAAGUACAAGGGUGAGCUGUGUCGGAUCUUGUUUCCAGCGUUUGCGCACGUUUUGAUCGAUCUCGUGAAAAGAGGGUUCGGGGAGGAGGCGCGGGAGUUUUACGUGGAGCACCACGCGGACCACAUGCGCUUGUACGGGGAAGAUUUGGCCGCUUUGAGCGCGCUGAGCGAGCCCGAACACAUCGAGAGCGAUCCGAUCGCUAGAAAAUUUUUGGAGAACAAGGCGAGCGUGCGGAUGACUUCGUACUCGUUUGAUUUGCUGGUAAAGUUUUUGCACGCUAACGACCUGAUGGCGGUGCUCGCGGUGCUCAACGCACACCUGUGCGUGGACGUAGUCAAGGGUGAUCCAAGCCCGUUCGAAGACGAUGCCGACGGCGCAGUCGUGAUCACUGGUCGAACGCCCGAGGCACAGCGCAAGUUUAACAGCGUGAAGGGCCGAUGGGGUUUGGUGGAGUCGUGCCUGGAGAUCGAACGCAUUCGACAGCAUAAAAAGGAUACCAAGGAGAGGGAGAAGGAACGCGCAGCCAAGGCUCGGGAAGAGGCGAAGAAGUCUAAGAAGAAGAAGAAGAAGAACGACGGCGGCGCGGAGGAGGCGAACGAGGCUGAGGUCGACGAGGAUGGCGAAGGCGAGGGUGACGAUGAGGAAAUGCCGGACGUACCUGAGAAGAAGGAGGCCGAGUACCCGGUUGCGAUGCUCGAGAAUCCGCCAAACACGAUCCGAAGUAAAGUACCGCUUCCUCAGCUCGACUACGACGCUUACGAGGAAGCCGUCGAGGAUUUGAGAUGGCGAGUGAAGCUCACGAAGGAUACCCUUCCUACUGUAUGCUUCUUUACUUUUACGCACGCGCACGGUUUGCUCACGUGCUCUGAUGCGACUGCGGACGUGAAGCAUGUUGCGGGUGGGUUCACCGACUCCGUCGUUCGCGUGUGGCACUUGGAGGAGGAAGAUGAGGACUAUAAGAAGUAUAAGAAGGAAAAGGGACCGAUUGAUCGAGACGCGAAGGUCGCGCGCUCAAUCCCAAUGACUGAGUUCGUCGGGCACAGCGCCCCGGUGCAUCAAGUCGCGUUCAGCCCGUGUGGCAAGUUUCUCCUUUCUGCUUCGAGAGAUUGCCAUGUGCGAGUCUGGAGCAUGGAGCUGAAGAUUUGCUUGUGUGCGUACGAGGGCCAUCUGCAUCCAAUUUGGGACGUGCAGUGGAGUCCGUUCGGAUAUUACUUCGCCACAGCGUGUCACGACCGCGUGGCCAGGGUAUACGCCAUGGACGCUCCGUUCCCUCGACGCAUGUUCGUCGGUCACUUGUCGAACGUGGAUUGCAUCGCGUGGCAUCCAAACGUAAACUACGUUGCCACCGGCUCAGCCGACCGCACGUUGCGACUGUGGGAGAUGAGCGAUGGUGAGUGCGUUCGUGUGUUCGCGGGACACGCCGCCGGUGUGCGAUCCAUAGCAUUUUCCCCCGAUGGUAGGACCAUCGCGAGCGGUGCAGAUGACGGACGAGUGUACUUGUGGGAUCUCGCACGCGCCACGUGCGUCGCAAGCCUCAAAGGCCACGUCGGGCCGGUAUACUCCAUGGACUUUGCUGGAGGUGGCGGAUUGGUCGUCUCCGGCGGCGCCGACGACACCGUCAGAGUCUGGGACGCGUCGACGCCGGAGACGAAUGAAGACGACGCGACGAACGCACCGCCGCCGCUAUCUGCAGUGGCCAAGCGCUUGCCGCUCAAAACGUUUCCAACGAAGAACACGCCCGUGUUCAAGGUCAAGUUCUCGCGCCGAAACCUGUGCCUGGCCAUGGGUGCUCGCAGAUCCAAGACGGAGUCCUCGUAG
Molecule: messenger RNA, 2121 nt
Organism: Ostreococcus tauri
Lineage: Eukaryota; Viridiplantae; Chlorophyta; Mamiellophyceae; Mamiellales; Bathycoccaceae
Product: TFIID subunit, WD40-associated region
Exons: 1
Coding region: 1-2121 (706 amino acids)
Biological process (GO): transcription initiation at RNA polymerase II promoter
Cellular component (GO): transcription factor TFIID complex
Molecular function (GO): protein binding; RNA polymerase II general transcription initiation factor activity
Source: RefSeq, a predicted model, not a curated record